Molecule: messenger RNA, 3441 nt
Organism: Onthophagus taurus
Lineage: Eukaryota; Metazoa; Arthropoda; Insecta; Coleoptera; Scarabaeidae
Gene: Lon
Product: lon protease homolog, mitochondrial
Biological process (GO): mitochondrion organization; protein catabolic process; protein quality control for misfolded or incompletely synthesized proteins
Cellular component (GO): mitochondrial matrix
Molecular function (GO): ATP hydrolysis activity; ATP-dependent peptidase activity; serine-type endopeptidase activity
Source: RefSeq, a predicted model, not a curated record
UUUCGUGAGAUGUCGCUUUGUUUCAAAGAUUUCUUUCGGUGUUUCAAUUUGACAAGUUCAAAAAAAUCCGAGAAAAUUUCCAGAAUAUCUCUAAAUCAAAACCAUUCUUGAAUAUGUACAUUACGGCUCGCGUUGUUACAACGCGCCUCUUACAGCGGGGUUACCUGGGGCCGCGAGUUCGAGCGUCUAACCCAACUUUUUGCAUAACCUCACUUUCCAGAAAUCUCCAAACCAGAAGUCUCAUAAAAACCUCCAGAGGAUCUCAAGUUAUUAAUCGAGGAAAUGGGAAUUUAUUCGAUAAAAAGAUAAUAUUAAGAGCGAGCGUUGUGGGUUGUAGGGGGUUUGUUUCAAAAAGUGGAGACGAUGAUCAUCAUGGUGAAGAUCAACCUUAUAAUUCGCAUUUACCAGCUACGGUGGCAGUACCGGAAGUGUGGCCCCACGUUCCUGUUAUUGCAAUUAAUAGAAACAUUGUAUUCCCUCGAUUUCUUAAACUAAUUGAGGUAACAAAUAAGCAACUAAUUGAUUUAUUGAGACGAAAAGUGAAAUUAAACCAGCCAUAUUGUGGAAUUUUCCUUAAAAAAAACGAAGAAAACGAAUCGGAAAUCGUAAAUAACAUCGAUGAAGUUUACGCCGUUGGGGUUUUCGCCCAAAUCCACGAAAUGCAAGAUUUAGGGGAACGAUUACGUCUGGUUGUGAUGGCGCACCGAAGGAUUAAAAUCACGGGACAAAUCAUCGACUCAGAAGAAGAGGUUACCAAGGUAGUUAAACUUAAAUUUCCAAUUUUUAACACGUCAAUAAACGUCUUUGUAGAAGAAAGCGACGCAGAGAAGAGACGUAGAAAACUUAGGAACGCCCAACGUGCCAAAAAACCGGACGCGAAAAUUGAAACUAAAACUGAAACCAAACCGGAUCCGAAAACUGCAACAAAAACUGAAACCAAAACGGAAUCGAAAACAGCAGAAGCAACUUCGAAAGAAAAAUCAAAAGAAACUCCGAAAGAACCUGGGAAAGAACCUUUAUUGAUGGUUGAAGUUGAAAAUGUUGUUCAUAAUAAAUUUAGGCAAACUGAGGAAGUGAAAGCAUUAACUCAAGAAGUUAUUAAAACGAUUCGGGAUAUAAUUAGUUUGAAUCCUUUGUACAGAGAUAGUUUGCAACAAAUGAUGCAUCAAGGACAGAGGGUUGUUGAUAAUCCAGUUUAUUUGAGUGAUUUGGGGGCUGCUUUAACUGCUGCAGAAGCUAAGGAGUUACAGGAAGUUUUAGAAGAGAUGGAUAUCCCCAAACGUUUAAUGCUUUCCUUAUCUUUAUUAAAAAAAGAGUAUGAAUUAUCGAAAUUACAACAAAAAAUUGGAAGAGAAGUUGAAGAAAAAGUUAAACAGCAUCACCGAAAAUACAUUUUAAUGGAACAAUUAAAAGUUAUUAAAAAAGAAUUAGGCCUCGAAAAAGAAGAUAAAGACGCGAUCGGUGAAAAAUUCAGGGAAAGAAUCAAAGAAAAAAUUCUUCCUGCGGCAGUCUCCAGCGUGAUCGAAGAGGAACUUUCAAAAUUAAGUUUUUUGGAAAAUCACAGUUCCGAAUUUAAUGUUACAAGAAAUUAUUUAGAUUGGUUAACCUCUUUACCAUGGGGAGUUCAAAGCGAAGAAAAUUUAAAUUUACAAAGAGCCACAGAAAUUUUAGAUCAAGAUCAUUAUGGAAUGGAUGAUAUUAAAAGAAGAAUUUUAGAGUUUAUCGCCGUUAGCCAAUUGAAAGGGAGUACUCAAGGAAAGAUUUUGUGCUUUCAUGGACCACCUGGUGUUGGAAAAACGAGUAUUGCUCGUUCGAUUGCAAGGGCAUUAAACCGCGAAUAUUUCCGAUUUUCCGUUGGUGGGAUGACCGAUGUCGCUGAAAUAAAAGGUCAUAGAAGAACUUAUGUUGGUGCAAUGCCUGGAAAAGUAAUUCAAUGCCUCAAAAAAACAAAAACAGAAAAUCCGUUAGUUCUUAUUGAUGAAGUGGAUAAAAUCGGAAAAGGAUUCACUGGAGAUCCAAGCUCAGCUCUCCUCGAGCUUUUAGACCCCGAACAAAACGCUAAUUUCUUGGAUCACUACUUAGACGUCCCGGUUGAUUUAUCAAAAAUUCUUUUUAUUUGCACCGCGAAUGUUGUUGACACGAUCCCAGAACCACUCCGCGAUCGAAUGGAGAUGAUCGAUAUGUCUGGUUAUGUAGCAGAGGAGAAAUUGGCGAUUGCCAAACAGUAUUUGUUACCUCAAGCCAUGCGAGAUAGUGGAUUAAAAAGCGAAAAUAUUAAGCUUGAAGAUGAUACUCUACAAUUAUUGAUUAAAAGUUAUUGUCGCGAAUCCGGUGUUAGAAACCUACAGAAACAAAUUGAAAAGGUGGUAAGAAAAGUCGCCUAUAAAGUGGUUAAAGAAGAAACGAAUUUCGUAGACGUAACAGCGCAGAAUUUACAAAAAUUCGUGGGGAAACCAAUGUUCACCAGCGAUAGGAUGUACCCAACAACCCCUCCAGGGGUGGUUAUGGGGUUGGCAUGGACCGCGAUGGGGGGUUCAACGUUAUUUAUUGAAUCCACAAUCAGAAAGCCAAUGACGGAAAAAGAAACUGAUGGCACUUUAGAAUUAACAGGUCAUUUAGGUCAAGUUAUGAAAGAAUCUGCGAAAAUUGCUUUGACAGUGGCGAGAAAUUUUAUGACCAAAUUAGAUAAAAAUAACAAUUUCUUAAAUAAAAGCCAUCUUCACAUUCACGUCCCCGAAGGAGCUACACCAAAAGAUGGUCCAAGCGCUGGUUGUACAAUUGUAACCGCUUUAUUAUCAUUGGCGCGUAAUGAACCGGUUAGACAGGAUGUAGCGAUGACUGGGGAAGUGUCUUUAAUGGGGAAGAUACUUCCAGUUGGGGGGAUUAAAGAAAAAACGAUUGCUGCAAAAAGAGCAGGUGUAAAAUGUAUAGUACUGCCUGAAGAAAACAAAAAAGAUUUCAACGAUCUCCCUAAAUACAUCACUGAAGGUUUAGAAGUACAUUUCGUAAGCAAUUUUGAACAGGUAUACGACAUAGUGUUUGCUAAAGGUGCUGGGCCGCGUCCUACUUUUGGUCCAACUGUCACUCCUACAAUUCCAACACCAGCACCGACAACGACUACGACUAAAGUAAUCUAAAUCGGUGUGCAGGUUUGUUUUGUUUUUUUUUAAUGUUUUGUUUGUUGGAUCGGGAGGAAAUAAGAAUUGUGUGUGUUCAUUAUAACAAGAGAACGUUCAAUUUUUGUUGUUUCGAACGUUUGAGGAUGUUUAUAGAGUGUAAAUUUUUUGUCCAAUGUAUAAAGGUGGGUUUAUAGAAAGAACUGUUAGAUAAAUUAAUGGAUAAAAAGAUGAUUAAGAGAAGAAUAAAAGAGUUUUACUAUGUUUUUAUUCUUAGAUAUUUUAUACUAUGAAGAAAGAAAUAAAUUGUUUUUUAAUAAAUUAA